UCGGGCAGAAGAGCUCAUUCUUUGCCUGGUAAACAGCGGAGUUGGCACUUAUGCGUCCUGGCAAGUGAUCUCACUUUAUUCAAAUCAAUUGCCUCACUGCUUCAGCCUCCCAUUAAACUUUCCAUGCUGUUGCCCGUCCAAUGGACAGCACUUAGGUGGUUUGUCUGGACCGUAUCCGCUCCUGCUCGCUCUUCCGCUGCGCUCCGUCUCUCCACUGCCGGAUUUCCCGGCUCAGUGGGACUCACGCGGCUCGGAGAGCUGGCCCGGGUUUCCUGCACACAUGGAGGGAGACGUAAUGGACAAGGUGGAGGCCACGGGGACGGUCUGUGACUUCGAUCCCAUCAGUGGCAGCAUCCCGGCCACAAAAGUCGAGAUCACCGUGUCCUGCAGAAACCUUUUGGACCGAGACACUUUCUCCAAAUCUGACCCAUUGGUGGUGUUGUACACGCAGGGCGUCGAGUGCAAACAGUGGAGAGAGUUCGGGAGAACAGAAGUGAUAGACAACACACUGAACCCAGACUUUGUCAGGAAGUACAUCCUGGACUACUUCUUUGAGGAGAAGCAAAACCUGCGAUUUGACGUGUAUGAUGUUGAUUCUAAAAGUCCAGAUCUGGCAAAGCAUCCCACCGACUUUAACGACUUCCUCGGACAGGUCCACUGUACAUUGGGAGAGAUCGUGGGCUCACCUGCCUGUCGCCUAGAGAAACCUCUCGGUGGCAUACCUGGGAAGAAAUGUGGGACCAUUAUCUUGUCUGCCGAGGAGCUGGGGAACUGCAGAGAUUACGCCACCAUGCAAUUCUGUGCCAACAAACUAGAUAAGAAGGACUUCUUUGGAAAGUCAGACCCCUUCAUGGUCUUCUACAGAAGUAAUGAGGAUGGCACGUUCACCAUCUGCCACAAGACUGAAGUGGUAAAAAACACGCUGCACCCUGUGUGGCAGCCCUUCUCCAUCCCUGUCAGAGCGCUCUGCAACGGAGACUAUGAGAGGGCAAUCAAGGUAGAGGUGUAUGACUGGGACAGAGACGGGAGUCAUGAUUUCAUUGGUGAAUUCACCACCAGCUACAAAGCGCUCUGUCGAGGUCAAAACCAGUUGAACGUCCACGAGGUGCUGAAUGCAAAGAAGAAAAUAAAGAAAAAGAGAUACAUCAACUCUGGGACGGUGUCCUUGUUGUCAUUCAAUGUGGAGUCAGAGCACACCUUCCUGGAUUACAUCAAAGGAGGGACUCAGAUUCACUUCACAGUGGCCAUUGAUUUCACUGCAUCAAACGGAAAUCCGUCCCAGUCUACUUCACUGCAUUACAUGAACCCUUACCAGAUGAAUGCCUAUGCUAUGGCUCUGAAAGCUGUGGGGGAGAUCAUCCAGGACUAUGACAGUGAUAAGAUGUUCCCUGCUCUGGGAUUUGGUGCUAAGCUGCCCCCUGAUGGAAGGGUUUCCCAUGAGUUCCCGCUGAACGGCAACAUUGAGAACCCGUACUGUAACGGCAUGCAGGGGAUUCUUGACGCUUACCAUCAAAGCCUUAAGACGGUUCAGCUGUACGGACCCACCAACUUUGCUCCUGUUGUGAAUCAUGUGGCAAGCUAUGCAGCAGCAGUGCAUGACGGGUCCCAGUACUUUGUUCUGCUCAUCAUCACUGACGGCGUUAUAUCAGACAUGGCCCAGACCAAGGAGGCCAUAGUAAAUGCAGCUAAACUUCCCAUGUCUAUCAUCAUUGUUGGGGUUGGCCAAGCUGAGUUUGAUGCCAUGGUUGAGCUGGAUGGUGAUGACAUCAGGAUUUCUUCUCGGGGGAAGUUGGCAGAGAGAGACAUUGUUCAGUUUGUCCCAUUUAGAGACUACAUGGACCGUACAGGGAACCACGUGCUGAGCAUGGCGCGGCUGGCUAAAGACGUACUUGCGGAGAUCCCUGACCAAUUGAUAUCCUACAUGAAGAGUAGAGCCAUUAAACCAAACCCCGUCCCACCCCCUUACUCGCUCAGCGACCAACAACAGACCAACCCUGUCUGAGCCCCACACACAGCUCCACGUUGUUGUGCGGCAUAGUGGAGGUGGUCAAGAACCGGCCUUCAAAACCGUCCUUUUGGAAGAUGAAAACUCUUUUAAGGCCAUUACGUAAAUAUUAAUUUGGCUUGACAAAACCAUGGUAAGACUCCAAUUUGUGAUCAUGUGAUCAUGGAGUGUUUUCUCUCUGCGUGCUUGAGGAUGAGAGCGCUGAGAGGAGCUCGGUGUGGGAGGAGGUUUUAGUUGUUUGCUGUCAAAGUGGUGAUGUAAUGGAUAGCAAGUAAACCCGUAGGGAGAGCCUGUUUGAAGGCGUAUAUAUUAGAAUGUGCCAGUGUGUAUCAUGGUUGUGAUACCUUUUGGAAUAGGUGUGUGUUGAACUAAGAUAUCAUAUGUAGGCCUAUACUAAUUUAUUUUAUUUAUUGCAGAAAUGAUUUAUUCCUUUGGGGGGGGGGGGGGUUUAGUGGGGAUUAAAGUCAUAUUUUCCCUGUAGUUUUCCAUCUUAUAUUUUGUGAGGAGUGUAAUAACAAUAAUACCCAUUUCUACUUUGAUAAGGACUGUAAUAUAAAAGCAUGGAUUAAAACUAUUCCACAGUUUAUGGAUUGUUUUCACUGAUAGAUCAUUUUUUAUUGCAAGCAGUUAUGUAGGGAGCCUGCUGUAAGCUGUUUCCAUAAUGAUUUUCAGCACUGUGUCUUAUACAUAUUUCUAAAAUGAAUAAUAACAGAAUGCACUAAUUCAGAUAAAAAGCACAAAGAUUACUAUGGGAAAUAAGCUCAAAAAACUUUUCAUUAAAGGAACCAACACCUAUCACAAUGGAAGUAAUGGAAAGGACCGCUGAUGUUUUAACACAUCAUUUUAAAGUGGAUGAAACAGGAAGAAUGUUUAUAAGAAAAUACUAUUCAGAUGUAUUCAAAUCAACAUAUAUUUAUCAUAAAAACAGUAUGUUUACAGAAAAUAGAUGAAUAAUUCUAUGCACAUAUUGCUCUCCCUGUUUCUUUGCAGAAGAAAUUAUAAUUCAUGCUGCCAUAGCUCAUUUGUCAUCUCGCUGUUUGUGUUUACUUCCAUUAUAUGUGUUGUGGUUACAGUUAACUGUCUGGGAUUGCUCUGAAGUGAACAAAAACACUUUCAAAAGACCAAUGUCAACUAAUACAUUUUUCCUACUCCUUAAAUUGGUUUAUUUCCCUCCUAAGAAAAACUAAACAAUCACAAAUUGUGCAUGAAAUAUUUGGGCAUUGAUUGUUUCUGAAGAAAAAAACAGAUCGCAAAAACCGAAACAGUUAUGAGUACAUCUGUUUUGAAUAAGUCAAUGUUUUAUGAAUACUUUGUUUCUGCAUUAUAAAUGUAUUGAGUGUUCACAAAUUUGUUUUUACCAAUGCCCAGAAGUAACAGGGUAUUGAGACACCAUUUAAGUACCCAUUUAAGUACCUAAGACACAAUUUCAAUAUUUAGUUUUACAAUUUAAUUCAAGUCAGCUGUUGAUAUAUUCAUAUUUGUUCUCUGAAUUAUUUUCAAAGAAAGUUAAAGCCAUUGUGGCUCGGUCGUGUACAUCAUAUCUAUUAAUAAUGGCCAUUGUUUCCAUAAGUAUCUCUUUGUCACUCAAUAUCUCAAUCCAAAUGUGCCUAUUAUAUGGAAACAUAUCCAAAUUCAGUUACCCAGGUGUUAUUCUGCCAGCAGCAGCAGGUCUCAUGUUUAAGAUGUACACACAGAAAAUGUUCACGCUAAAAACUGUUGCAAGAUUAGGAUUCUUACACGCUGUCUUAACCAGUGUCCUGUACUUUUUAUACUAACAGCUCUUCACUUAGGUUCUUUGAAUUAAUGAGAGUUAACAGUGUUGCUGAGCCUUGUUGUCCAAUGUUUUAAAGUCAAGACUUGUUUACAACUCAACUUUGGCUGUUCACAUUGCCUCAUGAAAAAAGGAAAAGUUCAUUUGUUUUAUUUGAAAGUGAUUUUAAAGUUGAGUUGUGCAUUAUUCAGUCUUGUUUGUACUUUAUUUGAGUUUCAUGGAAUAAUACUGGAGAACUAACGUUUACAAAUGUUGUUGAGAUGUUCCCACAGAUUUCUCACUGUUGUUGUUACAAUACUUUGUUUUGUGUUGAGAGCAAAUGUGUUUAUGUACCAUUGUUAACUGCAUAAUUUCCUUUGACUCCAGUUACUUUAGUGCUCUGAGAUAAGAUGAAAUACUAUGUUACUGCAGAAACUCCAGAGGAAGUGAACUCUUCUUUCACGGGCCCAGAUCCAUAUUUGACUUUUUUUGUUGUUCAUUUUGGAUGACAUUUCUCCUUCAGAAACAAAGCCUUGUUUAAUCUGUUGCCAAAUUCAGUUGUUGUUGCAGUUGCAGUGAAAUGAGGCCAUUAAGUUGAACCACAUAAAUCACAUAAAUACCAGAAUACCUCUACAGAAAGCCAUUCAGCCAAAAGAAAAUCAUAAAUAUACAUUUAUUACAUCUCUUAUGACAUAUAUAUUCAAUUCAAUACUAUCAUUUAAUGACUUGUAUAGCUGUUAUAUAUUUUGACUUUCCAAGUACUGUAAACUCUUCAAAUUUCACUUCAUGGGAUAUUAAUACUAAGUCACAGGAAAAUGAAUGGGGACAUCAUUUGGCAGACAUCAAAAGUCAUCCUAAACAUGAAGCUUGUAAACAGUGGGUGUGAUAACAAACCCUUGUGAGAGUCUAUAAGAUAAUGUGGAGUUGGCCCAUGUUUGCACUUUCAUUCAUAUUUCCUCUAUUAAAACUACAUGGCUUUUGAGCCCUUCUACUAAAAUUAUUAAAAAGAAACUAUACUCCCUCCUCCAUCUGGGAGUUUUCAUCCACAGGGAAAUUAAAAACAACUACCCUCAGUACUAAACAAAUAAUCAAUGGAAAUGAAAGGAGCACAGUAAUGACACACUUAUGCAAUUGUGAAACAGAGUUAUAAUGAAAUAUAUUUUUCAGUCUAAAUGAUGUCUUUCCAACAAUUCAAUUUGCAUAUUUUCUCUCCGUGGAAAUGGCUUUGAUUAUAUUUUCAUUUCAAAUUUUCUUUGAGGCUGAACUAUUUAAUUAUGUACAUAAGCCCCAAAUGAAGAAUAUUCAAUGCCAAAAUGUGUUCAGUUGUUGAACUUAGCCUCUUUAGACAAUACGUGCAUGUUUGUGCCACAAUGGCAGGAGGUUUGGUAGUCUACCUUUAUUUCACCUGAUUAGUGCAUCUGCCAUGUGCUUAGUUUGUUACUUGAGAUGGUAUUUAGAGAUAACAGUCACCUCCAGCAUGUUGCAUCUCUGGUUUCUUUCCAUUCUGUUCCUAGAUGACACUUUCUGUAUGGGUUGUUCUUGCCACUACUCCUGUUUUAUCCCAGGUUGUUUACAUACCUCUCUUGGUCUCUGACUUGCAUGCUGAAUAAUUUCCAAACCAGGUGUUGGACAUGAUAUUGUCGUCAAACUGUGGUUUGUGAAAUGCUUUGUAAUGGAUUGCCUUAACUGAAGAUUAAUAAAAUAUUGAUAACUUUGGCAGAAUGCAAGAUGAGUGUUCUGUGUGUU
Eleginops maclovinus (Patagonian blennie) is the source of this 5501-nucleotide messenger RNA. It is a transcript of the gene cpne5a, whose product is annotated as copine Va. Gene Ontology annotation, cellular component: plasma membrane. Gene Ontology annotation, molecular function: calcium-dependent phospholipid binding. Lineage: Eukaryota; Metazoa; Chordata; Actinopteri; Perciformes; Eleginopidae. The transcript is spliced from 21 exons. Gene Ontology annotation, biological process: cellular response to calcium ion. Bases 281 to 2002 code for a protein of 573 amino acids. The record is from RefSeq and is a predicted model, not a curated record.